Molecule: messenger RNA, 355 nt
Organism: Cetraspora pellucida
Lineage: Eukaryota; Fungi; Glomeromycota; Glomeromycetes; Diversisporales; Gigasporaceae
Source: the annotation of a GenBank genome assembly
AUGGAACUCAAUGAAAUAACAAAUAUACAGAAAGAAGAACUUAAAGAAAAUAGAACAUAUAUAACAAAAGAGAAAAUCUCAUCAGUAGAAAAAAAUGACAACAUAGAAACACUUUUAAAACAAAACAACAAUACUUCUACAUAUAACGAAAAGGUUAUUGAAGUCAAUAUACACAAUGAAGAGGUUUUUGAAACUAGUACAUGUAAUGAAAAUAACAUCCAAACAAUAACAUGUAACAAAGAGAUCUUUGAAACUAGUACAAAUAACAAAAACAGCAUGGAAACAACAAUUCAAAAUGAACCAAUAAAUGAACAAAGGAACUCUACUUUAGAAAGAAAUACAACUUCAAGUUCUA